AUGCCCAAACCAUCAAAGACAAGCACGUCAACGCCCUCAUUGCAGGAUGGAACCAUAGUCGUCACGAGCCAGCAAAGCCGUUUCCAUGUAGAUGCUUUGGAUGCACCAACAUCAAAGGAUAUCGAUGUCAAGGAUCUAACACUAUCCGUUGGGGGGCGAGAAUUAUUGGACCACGCACAUCUACGAAUCGUGGAAGGCGUGCACUAUGUUCUGGCCGGGCGGAAUGGAACGGGGAAAAGCUCGCUGCUGCGAGCGUUGGCAGAGCGACGAGUGCCCGGUGUUCCUCGCAACUUGCGUCUGCUCUUGCUUGGCCAGACGCGCAUCAGUUCCGAUGCGGUGACAGAAUCUGACGACGGCGAGAGCGAUACCACCAAGGUGCUUGAACACGUCACAAGAAGUCUCGCCGCAGCGCUAGAAGAUAAAGCCCAUUCCAGCAAUGUUGUGACGACAGUACGGUCGCUUCAACUUGAGCAAGCCAAGCAAGAGUUGGCCGAAGCUCAACUUAUUGCGGCACGACGAAGUGGUGCUCGAGGACUCAAGGCCCGACAGAUGCUCAUCGAAAAGGAGAAGGAAGUGGAGGAAGCACAGAAACGCUAUGACGAAGCUGAGAGUGCCGAAGACGACCAAGAGGCCACCCGAAUCGGCCUUGAUAUGCUGGAAGCGACACGUUUGGCACUCGAGGCUAUGGACGCCGGUAGCACUGAGGCUCGAGCCCGAACGAUACUCCUCGGCCUGCGUUUCUCCGAGGAGCAGAUCGAGAAACCUGUCAAGUCGUUGUCUGGAGGAUGGCGAACGCGUUGUGACCUCGCAUGCGCUUUGAUUCAGAAGACCGAUAUACUCAUGCUUGACGAGCCCACAAAUUUCCUUGACCUGCCCGCCAUUGUUUGGCUCGAAAGAUACAUUACGAAGUCGCUAGCUGGGACCACUGUGAUCAUUGUGACACACGACCGCGACUUUGCUGAUGCAAUUGCUCAGGAGGUGCUUCUCGUCCGACUUGCUCCCGCCAAAACGCUGGAGGUUUUCAAAGGCAACUUGACCGAAUAUGAAAGCGAAAAGCGACGACAAAUUCGACGCAUGACCAGAAUGGCCGAAGCACAAGAAAAGCAGACGGAGCACAUGAAAGAGACCAUAGCCAAGAACGUCAAGGCUGCCAAACGGACGGGGGAUGACAAGAAAUUGAAACAAGCGGCAUCGCGGAGAAAGAAGCUGGAGGAGCGUACUGGGCUCGAGGUUGGCCAACGUGGUGGCCGAUUCAAGCUCAAUCGAGACCUUGCCGGAUGGCACAACUCAGUGCGCGAUGAUAUCGACAUUCCUGAGUUUGAUCCGCCCGUGACGAUAACGUUGCCGGAGCAGCCAGAACCGCUGCGUCAUUCGGGACCUCUGUUCAGCUUCGACAAAGUAUCGUUCACCUAUCCCAAGUCGGGCGUCUGGACUUUAAAGGAGGUCGAUCUUGUCAUGCAUCCUGGUGAACGCGUGGGACUGGCCGGUCUGAAUGGAAGCGGAAAGUCCACGCUGGUCAAGCUCCUGAUGGGGGCAGCCACCGGAGGGGAUCCGAGACCAACCAAGGGCUCAAUCACAGUGCAUUCGAAGGCCAAGUUCGGCUGCUACUCUCAACACGCAGUCGAAGACCUGGAAAGAGUUGGGAGGCAGGAUCCACAAAGGACGGCUUUAUCUCAUCUGAUGAAUGUCGCGGAAUGGACGGGCGAUGAACAGGCAGCUCGAGGCACGCUGGCCAAGCUAGGUCUCCGAGGCAAUACUGUGACAGACAUUCCACUGGCAGCUCUGUCCGGCGGGCAACGGGUACGUGUGGCACUGGCGGAGGUGUUCUUUAACUCUCCUCAUCUACUCAUUCUCGAUGAAGUAACGACGCAUCUGGAUGCCGACACCAUCGACGCACUGGUCGAGGCUCUCCAACAGUGGCAGGGUGCUAUUCUUGUGAUAACUCAUGAUCGGCAUUUUAUGCGAUGUGUGGUGGAUCGAGAGAAGCCAGUAAGGACAGGGGAGGAAGACGAAAGCAGCGAAGAGUCGGAUUGUGAUGCAGGUACAGCAGGGGUGGUAUACCACGUGCGAAAGACUGGGCUUCGAAAGCUAGAACGAGGAAUGCAGCAGUACGAAGAGAUUGUGGGUAGAACAGUGGACAAGCUUGGAAUGUAG
This is a messenger RNA of Fonsecaea multimorphosa CBS 102226, 2154 nucleotides long. RefSeq lists its product as uncharacterized. Gene Ontology annotation, molecular function: ATP hydrolysis activity; ATP binding. The coding region runs from base 1 to 2154 and encodes 717 amino acids. The record is from RefSeq and is a predicted model, not a curated record. The transcript is spliced from 3 exons. NCBI's taxonomy places the organism in Eukaryota, Fungi, Ascomycota, Eurotiomycetes, Chaetothyriales, Herpotrichiellaceae.